Molecule: messenger RNA, 2104 nt
Organism: Xenia sp. Carnegie-2017
Lineage: Eukaryota; Metazoa; Cnidaria; Anthozoa; Malacalcyonacea; Xeniidae
Product: solute carrier family 43 member 3-like
Exons: 11
Coding region: 314-1885 (523 amino acids)
Biological process (GO): transmembrane transport
Molecular function (GO): transmembrane transporter activity
Source: RefSeq, a predicted model, not a curated record
AUUAUGAAAUACAAUAAUGCCAAUAAUCAAUCUGGAAUUGUCAAAGACCGCCGAUAUAAGUUUCAUUUGUUUUAAAAUUACCAAUUUGUGUUUUGUCGGAGCCUUGACGUUGGUAUGACCCAUGUGACUUACUGUGACGGAUCAAUUACUCGACUUAAAAUUUGCCGUUUGCAAGAGGCUUAUUACUUAUGACUUCACCAAAUAUUCUCGUCUUUGUUAUUUCCUAAUGCAAAUAUAAUGCAAAUUGUGAAGUCAAGCGUAAGUACAACAUUACAAGAAUAAUAUAAUACAAGAAAGUACUUCGAUAGCGUGAAUGCUAGAAAUGGCUAAUAUAGUCUACGUGCAAAAAUUUCGCUUUUUAAUUCUUGUAUGGAGUGCAAUGGAAAUUUUACUGUUUUCGGGGAUAGUUUACGGAUGGGCAUCUUUAGUUGUUGUCUUGAAACAAGAAGGCUUUUUCUAUGACUUAUGCGAAAGAGUAAAGGAAAGAAAACAAAACUCGACAUCACUUCAGGAUAAUCUGUCGUGCACGCAACAAGACGAACGACUAAAUUUAGUAUUUUUGUCUGGCAUCAUCUCUUUCUCGGGGAGUGGCCUCUUUCUCGGAGCAUUCCUCGAUCGUUUUGGACUUAGGAAGACACGACUUAUGGCAUGCGCUUUGAUCUUCCUUUCUUCGUUGUUCUUUGUUGCUGUUAGUAAAGAGAGAUCCUACUUACUUUUUCCUGGGGUAGUGACGUUGUCAGCUUCAGGGAUAGCUCUCCUGUUAUCCGUAUUUCAGAUCGCUAAUUUGUUCGAUGGAUGGACGUCAUCUGUGAUAAGUCUUUACAAUGGAAGUGUUGAUUCAUCUGCCAUUGUGUUGCUGUUUUUCAAGUUGGUCUAUGACAGUGGUAUUUCUUUACGAUCUGUGUUCAUAUUCUACUUCACGUUUGCAACUAUUACCAUUUUCAUAUUUACGUUCCUCCUUCCUCCGAACGUCGUCACCUUAACUCGCAAAGCUGUUGAUGGCAACGAGGAUUUUUCUCUCGUGACGAAAGAGUGUCGGGAAUUUUCGACAGCUCUUGAGGUUUCAGAGAAUGACUUUAAUGGGGCCAACAAUGAAAUGAUAAUGAAGAGUGAUUCCUCUAUCGAACAGUCUAGAACUGAUUGCAUCGAAACCCGUGAUGCUCAUAAACUUUCGCUGUUAUCCUCUGAAAGUAACGAAGGAAAAUCGACUGAAGGAAGCACAUCAAAAGCUCGUUUGAUCAAUUUAAUGAGGAGAACUGAUUAUUGGUUGAUUACUUUAUUCCUUAUGAUCGUCAAUUUACGUCUUUGGUUCUAUGUUGGCAGUUUGAAUUCAUAUUUGGAAUUUAUGUCGGACAACAAUGAAGACACAGUGAGUCAUUACACAAACUGGUUUGGGAUCAUUCAGUUUGCUGGCUUGUUGUUUGCUCCCUUUGUUGGUUUUGUCAUGGAUUGGAAGCCCAAAAGCAAGAGGAAUAUGGUGACAGAUCUUGGCUAUGUUGCUGCUUUUACGCUGAUUUUGGUCAUUGCCUGUAUCUUCAAUGUUCUUGUUCUAGUGCCCAGUCUUCCCAUACAGUUUGCGUCAUUUGUCGUUUGUGUGGUGUUGCGAGCCUUCAUUUACGCUUCGUUUGCUGCUUUCCUGGUACACAAAUUUCCACUGUCACAUUUCGGCAAACUUUUUGGUGCAACUCAUCUGAUAUCGGCCACCGUUACUGGUUCAAUUCAGCAUGGACUAUUCGUCAUUACGGAAGACAUACUUGACAAAGAUCCAUUUUGGGUCAAUGUCGGUCUUUUGGUGUUGUCGCUUUUUCUCGUUGUCUUACCAGCUUACCUUUGGUUGGCGGAAAAACGAAAUGAGAAGACAUGUGAUGAGCGACCUUCCUUUUAAUCAUACUUUUAAUGGAAGGAGAAGCAGUGUGGUUAGACUGAGAAGAAAAAGUAUAGUUAGAGAGAGAAAGAGAUUAAACUAAAACACUUUUGUACAUCGUUUAUGAAUGCGGUCAAAAACUGUUUGAAAAUUAGUUUUUACGUAGUCUUAGUACUUUGAAAAAUUAAUUUAUUUGUAAUUUUGAUGUCAUUUUACAGUUAUUCAAAUUAUUUGCCAUAA